Molecule: messenger RNA, 6046 nt
Organism: Hypanus sabinus (Atlantic stingray)
Lineage: Eukaryota; Metazoa; Chordata; Chondrichthyes; Myliobatiformes; Dasyatidae
Product: NACHT, LRR and PYD domains-containing protein 3-like
Exons: 11
Coding region: 926-4045 (1039 amino acids)
Cellular component (GO): cytoplasm
Molecular function (GO): protein binding
Source: RefSeq, a predicted model, not a curated record
AUUGUCAGAACCUGUGAACCAGACAUUAAGCAGAGGUGAAAAUUCGAAGAUAUUUUCCCAUGGAUGUUCUGUAUUAGACUUCAGCAAAAUCCUUGAUAAGAUCCCACAUGGCAGCUUGGUCUGAAAGAUUAGGCCCCUAAUGCGGUCCACAGAAAGAGCAAGUUAGAUGGAUUUAACUUUAGCUUAAAAGUAGCAAGCAAAGUAUAGUGAUUGACGUUUUCUCCUCAUGAUCAAGGUGGGUAACUAGUGGUGUGCCGCCAGGGCUACAGGCUAUUAACUUUUAAAAUUCGUUAUUUUUUAGCAAUGAUUUGAAUGGGAGUGCAGAAGUCUUGACCAGUAAGUUCACGGAUGACAUAAAAUUAGUAGACUGUGCUGACAGUGAAGAUUGUCAUAACUUAUAGGUGAUCGAAGUUGGCAGGAGUGGUAAAUAGAUUGCAAAACCAACAACGGUUUCACGCAAGAGUUUGGUGAUUAUGUGAAGGGAACUGCCCGUGUAUGAGGCAGGCACAAUUGUCUAAUUACUGAAGCAGUUGGGAUGUGUAGAUGGAGUGAGGAAGCCAGGAGAGAACUGGAUCCAUCAUAGGAAAUUGGGACCAUCUUGGUGGGCACUGUGGUUGGCAUUGUCUCUUUGGGCAGAAGGGUUUGUAUCGGUGCUCUGUUGAUUUGUGACUCUAUCAGUAGGAAGCGUCAGAUAUCACUGAACAGACAUACAAAAGUUAAUAGAAACGGGGAAGGGUUGGCCCCUAAUCCAACUGCUGCUGCUAUCAUACAGGGGAUGGACCUGUUGUCAUAUUUUCAAUCGUUCUCUGACUCACUGUUUGCUUGUUAUGUAAUUCACAGCAUCAUCAGCAGGUGGAGCUUCCCCGCACUGGAAGCAAAGUGUAAACAAGUCGACGACAAUUAGCAAUCUUCAGUCAGAAUCAGAAUGGCUACAGGUGGGAAAUGGUUCUGGACAGCAGUCAAGAGAUUCUUCCCAGGCAAUGCAUCGAUGGAAGAUGAUCAGGACACGGGAAGCAAGGUACCAAAGCAGAGUCGGAUUGAGAGCGAUGUCCCAGGUGGAUGCAGUCCGGCUGCAGAGAAAGGCGAACAAAAUCAGCCCAGACAUAGAGGUAUCAGGGACAAUGAUCCGUGCUCUGGAACCAGCACAAGUGGGCUCACGGUCUGUGAGCUCGGAAGCUCAUUAAAGACGGAAUUGUCAAGUCCCCAACAAAGAGCGGACCCAGAGUCUACAAUCUCUGACCUCCUGGCAGAGAGGGCUGAAUAUCGACUAUACCAACUGACGAAAUUCUACAGGGACAGACUGAAACAAGCAAUAGAAGAAGGUGUUGAAAGACUCAGUUGGAUGAUGAGACAGGAGGGGCAUUUCACUGCACAGGAACAUGGGAAAGUCACUGAGCUGACAGAGAAGGGAAAACGGGCAGAAAGUUCCAGACUCUUCCUCAGUUUGGUGAUGGGCAAAGGCUCCCAGACUCGGAGGGCGAUGUGGGAAUCCUUUGUGACAUGGAGGACUGAGUUACCGAAGUUGGACAGAAUACUGAGGGAAAUACAGAAGCUCGACCCUGAUCCAGAGGAAUACAUUAACAUCGCCCGAGGGUUAUCUGAAUUACCCACUCAACUGAUAGACGUUCAACAGAUACACAAGGAGACUCUGCAGGCACAAACUGAAACACUGAGAGUGAACACGAUCCUGAUGAGGGAGAAGGUGAAGGUUUUCCAGCUGGUUGAUCGAUACGCUGAGCUCACGGUCAUUUCUACUGUUCGAGAUCGGAGUCUGGUGGAACAUGAGCUACUGGCAAGAGGCAGAGUCCACGAGGAGUGGAGACAGAAGCAUCCCAGUGGACAGCUGGAAAAAAUCGGGAUAGAUCAUUUGUUCCAGAGCACCUUUUCCCAGACUAAAUCCAAAUCUGGGAGUUCCGCAGCAUUGGUCGGAAUCCCUGGGAUUGGGAAAACAACAAUGGUGCAAAAGAUUGUUUACGACUGGGCCACAGGGAAAAUAUAUCAGCAAUUCCAGUUUGUCUUCAAUUUCAAAUUCCGGAAUUUAAACACCAUUAAUUGUCGGAUAAACUUGAGGGAACUGAUUUUGGAUCAGUAUCCUUACUUUGGGAAUAUCCUGAGAGAGGUCUGGAAAAACCCAGAGGGAUUGUUGUUUAUAUUUGAUGGUUUGGAUGAAUUUAAGCACACAAUUCAUUUUGCUGACAAUCAAAGAGAUAUAGAAUGCGACCACCAGUGCUCAGAUCCCGAGUGGUGGUGUGAAGUGUCUGACAUUGUGUACAGUUUAAUCCAGGGUAAGUUGCUCCCAGGGUGUUCAGUGCUGGUGACCAGCCGAACCACUGCAUUACCCUUAUUGGAAAAGGCAGAGAUUAGUGUCUGGGCGGAAAUCCUGGGAUUGGUUGAUGAAAAACGGAAGGAAUAUUUCAUCAGACAUUUUGAAGAUCGGACGGUGGCAGCAGCUGUUUUCGAAUAUGUGAAGGAGAACGAGAUCCUGUACACCAUGAGCUACAACCCCUCCUACUGCUGGAUCCUCGCUCUGGCACUGGGUCCCUUCUUCACACAAAGAGUCAGGGACCCGCAGCGUGUUCCCAAGACCAUCACCCAACUGUACUCCUACUAUAUUUACAACAUACUGAAAAACCACGGCCGUGAGAUUGAGAAUCCCCGUGAUGUGUUACUCAGGGUUGGUCAGAUGGCCUUCAGAGGAGUGUAUGAUAGGACGAUUGUGUUUACAGAUGGAGAUUUGAUCAAGAACAAUCUUCAGCCUUCCCAGUUCCUGUCCGGGUUCCUGGUGGAGCUAUUGGAAGGAGGGGAUGCUCCCCCGUGUGCGGUGUACACAUUCCCACACCUCACUAUCCAAGAGUUUGUAGCUGCAGUCGCACAAUUCCUGAAUCCACAUCCCGGGAAUAUCCUGAAAUUUCUCACUGAAGCCCAGAACACGGCAGAUGGGCGAUUUGAGGUAUUUCUCCGUUUUGUUGCUGGUCUCUCCUCCCCAAUGACAACUCGGACCCUGGAGGAGUUUCUGGGUCCAUUUCCUCAUGAAACAACCUGCCAGGUGAUUGACUGGGUGAAGGAGGAGGUUAAAUGCCAGAGUGGAAACACGAGGAGUGAAGCUGGUAAAAGGAGCCUCUUGAACACAUUGCACUAUCUGUUUGAGUCUCAGAAUCGCUGGCUGGCUCAGGCCGCACUGGGAUCUGUGAAAACACUUUCAUUCAGUGGAAUGACACUGACCCCGAUUGACUGCGCGGUCCUGUCUCAUGUCAUCGGAAUCUGUGAUACGAUAAAACACCUCGACGUGGAGAACUGUCACAUUCAGUGUGAAGGAAUCCAGCGGCUGGGACCCGGGCUGCACAAGUGCCAGGAGUUGAGACUUGGGGCAAAUAAACUGGGAGAUUCUGGAGUGAAACUGGUUUCUGCGGCUCUGAGGAACCCGGAGUGUAAAAUACAGCAACUGUGGCUGAACCAUGUUGGUCUCACAGAUUCAGGUGCCGUGGAUCUCGUCUCGACUCUCAGAACAAACCGAUUACUAACGGAGCUGAACGUCAGUGAAAAUGAACUGCGUGAUUCAGGAGUGAAACUGGUGUCUGCGGCUCUGAGGAACCCGGAGUGUAUAAUACAGACACUGGGGUUGAGGGAUGUCGGUCUCACAGAUUCUGGUGCUGAGGAUCUCGUCUCCGCUCUCAGUACAAACCCAUCACUGACGGAGCUGGACCUGAGUGAUAAUAAACUGGGAGAUUCAGGAGUGAAACUGGUAUCUGCGGCUCUGGGGAACCCGGAGAGUAAAAUACAGAAAAUUGAGCUGAAGAAGGUUGGUCUCACAGAUUCUGGUGCUGAGCAUCUCGUCUCCGCACUCAGUACAAACAGAUCAUUGACGGAGCUGAACCUGGGAAUUAACUCCCUCACAGACCGAUCAGCACCCGCUCUCUGUCGCCUCAUAUUGACCCUCCCAAAUCUGGAGUGGAUCCGACUGGUGGGGAAUCGGUUCAGUAAGGCCAGGGAGAAGGAACUAAGAUUGGUGCAGGAUCAGAGACCCGGACUGAUAGUGAUCCUUUGAACAUCUGAAUGCGUGAACAUCCCCACACUUAUGGUGACAUUUUCGCUGAUUCCCCAAGCUCCUCUUUAAUGCCCGCACUCCAGGUUUGAUUCCUAAUGGAUCUAACGGAACUGGCUCUGGUCUCGCGCUUUGUGACUUUUGAAGCUAUCCUGCAGUGACGUAUUUCCUCCUCUUGUCCAAUGCCGCUGAUUCUGACACAUGACCAGGUUCGAGAUCUCACACAAGUUAGGCUCUGCGGAAUUGCACAGUCAGAAAGAGCCCAGUGGCCGGGUUCAUUCUAGGACAUGAGUAUCCCGGGGUGGGAUUAUCCGGGGAGAGAAUCCUUUUGUUUACUUUGCUGAGGACAGUACUUUCGGCUGUCUGGCCGAUACAAUGAUCUUAAAUUGACAAAUACUUCGGCAGUGACCCUGGAUCUGCAGCGAUCCCGGACACGGCCCUGAAGUGUGAUUUUAUUAUCAGCGGUUCCCCGAUGCAGAGUGACGGUGAGAAACGGGACUGAUGAUUCAAUCUGUCACUCGUUGUCGCCAGUCAGUUAUUUGUGUGUGACUGUGAGUGAAUCGUGAACAGCUUAUUUAUUCCCACACGUUAGAAGCUCACACAUUGCUUAAUUUACAUUUGACAUGAUGAAAUCAAUAAACCGCUGUCACUUCCUGAUUUGGUGUCGGACUUGAGUCUCAUUAGAGGAGAAACAGUGACCUGGGGUUACUGCUGUCCCCCGCACCUGGUGAACUGCAAUAAUAGGUCCGAGCUCCUCACACUGGUACAGCAGCGUCUCAGCUCCAGGCUGAAGUAUGUCAGUCUGGUGGCGUCUUUUCUUCAGGACCUCUUCACUCCUCAUCCACCAGUCAGUCUGACACACCGCUUCCUCAUACCCCAGAAUCAUGCACUCCCCUGACCCCCACCUUCCUGCGUGCUCUCCUUGCUCCCGCAGACAACAACGACAAAAGAUAUUGGAAGCUCAUACACUGCAUGGUAUCUGACCUGCAUCGACAAAGGUCGCAAACAAGACAGGGAUGGGGAAUCGAACAGAAGCAAUCAACACGGUGUGAAGCUCCCUCUACACCGCCCAUCUCAUACCCCCAGUGUCUGACACUGACUUAAGCUCCCCACGAAGGAUCCCAUUACACACUCCCAGGUCACACACAUAGUGAAGCUCCCUCUAUGCCGUCCCAAUACACACUCUCCGUGUCAUGCCCAGAGUGAAGCUCCCUCUGCAUUUCACCAUCACAUACUCCCAUUGUCAGACACUGACUGAAGCUUCUCCUGCAUAUUCCCAUGACACACUCCAAGAAUCAGUCACAGUUUUAAUCUUCCUCCUACCCAUCUAUUCGCACAGUCCCAGUGUCAGAAACAGAGUGUACCUCUGUCCAUAUCAUCCCAUCAUACAUUUCUGGGUCAGACGAAGAGUGGUUCAUAAAACACAGUCCAAUCACACAUUCCCAGGGUCAAACACAGAGUGGAGCUCUCACCACGGCAUACCAUCACACACUUCCGGGGUUAGGCAAAGGAUUAAGUUACCCCCAGCCCUUCAGAACGCAGACUCCCGGAGUCAGCCAGAGUAUUAAGCUCCCAAAACACUGUCCCAACAAAUAGUCCUGUAGUCAAGCACUGUGUGAAGAUCCAUGUGCAUCGUUCCACCACACACUCUCGGGCUCAGACACAGAGAAAAUUCCCUCCACCCGAUCCCAUCGUACACUCUCAGGGUAGGACUUUGAGAACAUUCUCCCUCCAGACAGUCCCAUCAUAAAAUUCCUGUGUCAGACACAGAGAGUGACAACCUCAAUGACAUUAGGAAGGGAAAGCAAAGAGGUCCUGAAAAGAAAAUUUAGAAAGCCAAGUCGAAAGCUGAGAAGCAGGACCUCCCAGUUGGUAAUUUCUGGAUUGGUGUCUAUGCCACGGACUUGUGCAGAACUCUGUGACUGUUAACUUGCAGGUGGAGUCAGUGGCGAGGAAGGCAAAUGCAAUGUUACCAUUCAUUUCAAGGGUUCUAGAAUACAAGAG